Messenger RNA from Fulmarus glacialis (Northern fulmar), 3316 nucleotides. RefSeq names its product WD repeat domain 19 (gene WDR19). The transcript has 28 exons. The annotation marks the transcript as partial. Gene Ontology annotation, molecular function: protein binding. Gene Ontology annotation, cellular component: cilium; intraciliary transport particle A. Gene Ontology annotation, biological process: intraciliary retrograde transport; cilium assembly. NCBI's taxonomy places the organism in Eukaryota, Metazoa, Chordata, Aves, Procellariiformes, Procellariidae. The record is from RefSeq and is a predicted model, not a curated record.
GUAUGGUGAUGGCUACAUUAUGAUUGGUUUCUCACGAGGGUGUUUUGUAGUCAUUUCUACACACAUUCGUGAGAUAGGUCAAGAAAUCUUUCAAGCUCAUAAUCAUAAGGAUAAUCUAAGCAGCAUUGCUGUAUCACAGUCAUUAAACAAAGCUGCAUCAUGUGGAGACAAUUGCAUUAAGAUCCAUGAUCUGUCAGACCUGAGAGAAAUGUAUGCCAUAAUAAACUUGGAUGAUGAAAACAAAGGUAUGUUAACACUGGCUUGGACAGAUGACGGACAGUUGUUGGCAGUAUCUACACGAAGAGGAUCCCUCCAUGUUUUCUUGACAAAGCUUCCAAUCCUUGGAGAUGCUUGCAGUACACGGCUUGCAUACCUCACUUCUCUUCUUGAAGUUACUAUAGCCAAUCAUGUGGAGAGAGAGCUACCAGUUACUGUCUCUGUUGAAGUAGAGCCCAGUUUUGUUGCUAUUGGUGUUUAUCAUUUGGCUGUAGGAAUGAACAAUCGGGCUUGGUUUUAUGCUCUUGGAGAGAAUAAUGUAAAAAAGCUUAAAGAUGUGGAGUACCUGGGGACAGUAACAAGUAUGCACCUUAAUUCCGAUUAUGCCGCUGCUCUCUUUGAGGGUAAAGUCCAGUUGCAUAUGAUAGAAAGUGAAGGUUUGGAUGGUCAGGAAGAACGAGAAACUCGACUCUUCCCAGCAGGUGAUGAUAAAUACCGAAUUUUAUGCCAUGCUUUAACUAGUGACUUCCUCAUAUAUGGUACAGAUACUGGAGUUAUUCAUUAUUUCUACAUUGAAGACUGGCAAUACGUGAAUGAAUAUCGGCAUCCUGUCAGUGUGAGAAAAAUUUUUCCAGAUCCCAAUGGAACCAGAUUGGCUUUCACAGAUGACAAAAGUGAUGGCUUUGUCUAUUGUCCAGUAAAUGAUAGAUUAUAUGAGAUUCCAAACUUCUCACCAACUAUUAAAGGAAUCUUGUGGGAAAACUGGCCAAUGGAUAAAGGUGUUUUUGUUGCUUUUGAUGAUGAUAAAGUGUACACUUAUGUUUUUCAUAAGGAUGCCAUUCAAGGAUCAAAGAUUAUUUUGGCAGGUGCCACAGAAGUCCCCUUUUCCCAUAAACCUUUGUUGUUGUAUAAUGGAGAAUUAACUUGUCAGACUCAGAGUGGGAAAACAAACAAUAUCUAUCUAAGCACUCACAGUUUCCUUGGCAAUUUGAAAGACCUUGGACCUAAUGAACUGACACAAAUGCUUACUCAGACUUUAAUGUUGAAAAGGUUUUCUGAAGCAUGGGAGGUGUGCAGACUUCUGAAUGACCAGUCUGGUUGGAAUGAGCUGGCCAAAGCUUGCUUACAUCAUAUGGAGGUGGAUUUUGCAAUACGUGUUUAUCGGACAUUUGGUAAUGCUGGGAUGGUGAUGUCACUAGAGAAAAUAAAGGGAAUAGAAGACCACAACCUUUUAGCAGGACAUCUUGCCAUGUUUACUAGUGAUUUUAAUCUGGCUCAGGAUUUAUAUCUGGCAUCCUCCUGUCCUAUUGCUGCACUUGAGAUGCGAAAAGACUUGCAACACUGGGACAGUGCACUUCAGCUGGCUAAGCGUUUGGCCCCAGACCAAAUCCCUUUCAUAUCAAAGGAAUAUGCAAUGCAGCUGGAAUUCACGGGUGAUUAUAUUAAUGCUCUGGCACAUUAUGAGAAGGGAAUCACUGGAAACAAUAAGGAACAUGAUGAAGCUUGCCUUGCUGGUGUGGCUCAAAUGUCCAUUCGAAUGGGAGAUAUCCGUCGAGGGGUAAACCAGGCCAUUAAACAUCCCAGUAGGUCACUAAAAAGAGACUGUGGAGCUAUUCUGGAGAGUAUGAAGCAAUUUUCAGAAGCUGCUCAGCUGUAUGAAAAGGGACAAUAUUAUGACAAGGCAGCAUCAGUAUACAUCCGGUGUAAAAACUGGGCAAAGGUUGGUGAACUUCUUCCUCAUGUUUCAUCUCCAAAGAUUCACCUACAAUAUGCAAAGGCCAAAGAAGCAGAUGGCAGGUACAAGGAAGCUGUGAUAGCUUACGAGCAUGCAAAACAAUGGGACAGUGUAAUUCGACUGUAUUUGGAUCACCUUAACAAUCCUGAAAAGGCUGUUAAUAUUGUGAGAGAAACACAGUCUCUUGAUGGAGCAAAGAUGGUGGCCAGAUUCUUUCUGCAGCUUGGUGACUAUGGUUCUGCCAUCCAGUUCCUAGUCAUGUCCAAGUGCAAUAAUGAAGCUUUCACGUUAGCUCAACAACACAACAAGAUGGAGAUUUAUGCUGAUAUCAUCAGUUCUGAAAGUACUACCAAUGAAGAUUAUCAGAGUAUCGCACUAUAUUUUGAAGGAGAAAAGAAACAUUUUCAGGCGGGAAAAUUUUUCUUGCUGUGUGGUCAAUAUGGACGGGCAUUAAAGCACUUUAUGAAAAGUCCAAGCACAGAAGAUAACUUGGCUAUAGAAAUGGCAAUUGAAACAGUGGGACGGGCAAAAGAUGAAUCCCUUACAAAUCAGCUGAUAGACUAUCUUAUGGGAGAGAGUGAUGGCAUGCCGAAGGAUGCCAAGUACCUAUUCCGCUUAUACAUGGCACUAAAGCAAUACAGAGAAGCUGCCAGAACAGCUAUAAUAAUUGCCAGGGAGGAGCAGUGUUCAGGAAACUACCGAAAUGCACAUGAUGUUCUUUUCAGUAUGUAUUCGGAGUUAAAGACCCAGAAGAUUAAAAUUCCUUCUGAGAUGGCUACAAACCUUAUGAUUCUACACAGCUAUAUUUUAGUGAAGACUCAUGUGAAACGUGGUGAUCACAUGAAGGGAGCACGUAUGCUUAUACGUGUAGCCAACAACAUCAGCAAGUUCCCAUCACACAUUGUGCCAAUUUUGACUUCAACUGUAAUUGAGUGUCAUAGAGCAGGAUUGAAGAACUCUGCCUUCAGUUUUGCUGCUAUGUUGAUGAGACCUGAGUAUCGUAAUAAAAUAGAUCUUAAAUACAAAAAGAAAAUUGAAGCAAUGGUCAGACGUCCAGACACAACAGAGGCAGAGGAGCCAACAACAGCCUGUCCCUGUUGUGCGUUCCAGCUCCCAGAGUGUGAACUUUUGUGUCCCGGCUGUAAAAACAAUCUCCCAUACUGUAUUGCAACGGGCCGGCACAUGGUACGAGAUGACUGGACAGUCUGCCCACACUGUGACUUUCCUGCCCUCUAUUCAGAAUUCAAGAACAUGUUACAGACUGAAAACAUAUGUCCAAUGUGUUCCGAAAGGAUUAACAUUGUUCAUCUUAAGAAAAUAAAUGACUGCACACAGUACCUCAGACCAGAUGAUGGGGACCAAUAA